UCUCUCUUCGGGUUAGUUCAAGAUGGCAGACCAGAGGCAACGUUCGCUCUCUACGUCUGGAGAAUCGUUAUACCACGUGCUGGGCUUGGACAAGAAUGCCACUUCAGAUGAUAUCAAAAAGUCAUACAGGAAACUUGCAUUGAAAUACCAUCCUGAUAAAAACCCUGAUAAUCCAGAGGCAGCAGAAAAAUUUAAAGAGAUCAAUAAUGCACACGCAAUAUUGACCGAUGCUACAAAGCGAAACAUUUAUGAUAAGUAUGGUUCUCUGGGUCUGUAUGUAGCAGAGCAGUUUGGUGAAGAAAAUGUGAACACAUACUUCGUGCUAUCCAGCUGGUGGGCGAAGGCCUUGUUCGUGUUGUGUGGGCUGGUCACAGGCUGCUAUUGCUGCUGCUGUCUGUGCUGCUGCUGUAACUGCUGCUGCGGGAAGUGUAAACCUAAACCUCCUGAGGGUGAGGAGCAGGAGUACUACGUCUCUCCAGAGGACUUGGAGGCACAGUUGCAGUCAGAUGAAAGGGAGGCCUCAGAUGCACCUAUUGUGAUACAGCCAGCAUCAGCCACAGAGACAACCCAGCUCACAGCCGACUCUCACCCCAGCUACCACACCGACGGAUUUAAUUAAGUUAAGAAACACUGUAAUUAACAUGGA
Pterocles gutturalis (yellow-throated sandgrouse) is the source of this 646-nucleotide messenger RNA. RefSeq names its product DnaJ (Hsp40) homolog, subfamily C, member 5 (gene DNAJC5). NCBI's taxonomy places the organism in Eukaryota, Metazoa, Chordata, Aves, Pterocliformes, Pteroclidae. Bases 23 to 619 code for a protein of 198 amino acids. The record is from RefSeq and is a predicted model, not a curated record. Gene Ontology annotation, biological process: regulation of synaptic vesicle cycle. The transcript has 4 exons. Gene Ontology annotation, cellular component: presynapse; intracellular membrane-bounded organelle; membrane.